CGAUUCAAAAAAUGUUGCUUAAACUGGUGUUAUUUUCUGUCCUCAUCACCGCCUUAAACGCUGAGGAGGAACGCCAAGCACGCAGUGUUCUAAAUCGCAAUCGAAAUAAUCUCCAUUAUCAUCAAUCUGUUCCACAAUGUAUAUGUACGCCAGGUCCGCGUGGAAGUCCUGGUGAGCCUGGCCGCACUGGUAUAAAGGGUCCACGUGGAGAUCCUGGCCUAAAGGGACCUAAAGGACCCCCAGGUCCAGUAGGUACACCAGGCAUACAAGGUUCACCUGGUCGUGAUGGCGCACCCGGUGCUCCAGGUUUACCUGGUCCUCGUGGACGACGUGGUUUUCCAGGUGGUAGAGGAAUACCCGGACCCAUGGGUCCACCUGGUCAACCAGGUCCACCUGGCCCUCAGGGUGAUCCUGGUGUGGCGUCACCUGCGACAACAAGUACCACCACCACAACAACUACAACCACAGAAGCAGCGACGGGACCAUAUAUAAAUUACCAACGUGCUCCUCUGAUAGAAUCCUAUAAAAUGCAGUCGCCCUUACCAGCUGAGAUUAGUUCACUUACGACAAUGAGACAUCUUACAUUGCUGCUAAUAGGCUUUCUGGGAUGCUGCUUUGCGUCUGAGGAGCUGCAACGUAAGCCACGCAAUGCACCCCAGAUAUACUACACUCAACAAGGACCUCCAGGACCGCCGGGACCACCAGGUCUUCCUGGGCCAAUGGGCAACAAAGGUCCCAGGGGACCCACGGGUGACAUUGGACCUCAAGGUACGCAGGGACCUCAAGGAUCACCCGGGCCGGAUGGACGAGAUGGACCGAAUGGUAUGCAAGGACCACAUGGCUUGAGAGGGCGACGUGGUUUCCCAGGGGCUCGAGGACCACCAGGGCAACCCGGUCCACCAGGUUUAAUGGGUCCACCUGGACCACCCGGCCCAGCAGGUGCAUCGGCACGUAGCAUGUUGUCUUACAUCGAGGCUGAAGAUGAAUAUGAUGAUGAAUUUUGAAAAAAAGGAUUUUAAGGAACUUUGAAUGAAUUAAUAAAUU
Messenger RNA from Musca domestica (house fly), 1044 nucleotides. RefSeq names its product collagen alpha-1(I) chain-like. NCBI's taxonomy places the organism in Eukaryota, Metazoa, Arthropoda, Insecta, Diptera, Muscidae. The transcript has 5 exons. The coding region runs from base 12 to 1004 and encodes 330 amino acids. The record is from RefSeq and is a predicted model, not a curated record.